Molecule: messenger RNA, 1117 nt
Organism: Eptesicus fuscus (big brown bat)
Lineage: Eukaryota; Metazoa; Chordata; Mammalia; Chiroptera; Vespertilionidae
Gene: RNF187
Product: ring finger protein 187
Exons: 4
Coding region: 8-838 (276 amino acids)
Source: RefSeq, a predicted model, not a curated record
CCAGUGCAUGCUGGUCGGCAUCCUUGUCUCGGUCCAGCGCAGCGUCUGCGCUUUCCGUCUGCGUCCCCGUCCCGGUCCGCGCUCUCGGGCCUCUCCGCCUGCGCCCUCUCCAAGGGUACCCGCCGCAGCCCUGGCGCUCCCCGCGGGCCCCGCCGAGGCCGCCUGCGCCCUGUGCCAGCGCGCGCCCCGCGAGCCGGUGCGCGCCGACUGCGGCCACCGCUUCUGCCGGGCUUGCGUGGUGCGCUUCUGGGCGGAGGAGGACGGGCCCUUCCCUUGCCCCGAGUGCGCCGAUGACUGCUGGCAGCGCGCCGUGGAGCCCGGCCGCCCGCCGCUCAGCCGCCGCCUGCUGGCGCUCGAGGAGGCGGCCGCAGCACCCACGCGCGACGGCCCGGCCUCGGAGGCGGCGCUGCAGCUGCUGUGUCGCGUCGACGGGGGUCCGCUGUGCGCCGCCUGCCGAAUGGCGGCGGGGCCCGAGCCACCCGAGUGGGAGCCCCGCUGGAGGAAGGUGCUGCGCGGCAAGGAGAAUAAGGGGUCUGUGGAGAUCAUGAGGAAAGAUCUGAAUGAUGCUCGGGACCUGCAUGGCCAGGCCGAGUCUGCUGCUGCCGUGUGGAAGGGACACGUGAUGGACCGCAGGAAGAAGGCCCUGACCGACUACAGGAAGCUUCGGGCUUUCUUUGUGGAGGAGGAGGAGCGCUUCCUGCAGGAGGCAGAAAAAGAGGAGGGGUCCCCCGAAGAGGAGGAUGCUGACCCUGCAGAGAGGUUCAGGUCCCUCCUGCAGGCCCUGUCGGAGCUGGAGCAGAGGCACCGCAACCUGGGCCUUAGCAUGCUGCUCCAGUGAUGCCAGGCAGAGGAAGCUGGCUCGACCGUGGCCCAGCCCCCAGCAGCUCCAUCCGCCUCCUUCCGGACCCCGGAGGGUCUCCACCUAGGUGUGACUGGGCUUCGUACCGUAGGUGCCGCCUUGGGUUGUCCCCUCAGGAGUGUCGGUGUUUUCUUUCCCGGGUGUUCGUGUUUCUGGGCUGUGAAAGCCAGCCUCACUGUGGAGACCUGAAGCGGUGGGGAGGCAUCAGUAACUCAAGUGUAUCCUGUUCUUUCUCUUCAUAAAGCUGUUAUUGCCGCU